GAUUACACCGGAUCGGACCAGCAUCAGUCAUCUGUUUGCCUUUCUCGGACCAACACAUCGAGUCCGCGCUCCGAAUCUCCCCGUGUGAAUUAUCCGUGUUUAGUUAGAAGUGAUCCUUGCGACUUGCAGUAGUAAGGAACGGAACGAUGAGAGCCUUUGUACUGUUGAGCUGCUGUUUGGCCCUGGCUUCCGCUCGACCGGAAGCGGGUUACUCAUACAAUCGUCCAUCGACGGGCGGCGGCUCUCACGGAGGCGGCGGCGGUGGCUACUCCUCGGGAGGACACGGAGGCGGCGGCGGUGGCGGUAGCGGAGGACAUGGAGGAGUGUCCUUCAGCUCCGGCGGUGGUGGCAGCAGCGGAUUCUCGUCCUUCGGUGGAAGCGGAUUCGGAGGUUCAUCCUCGUUCAGCUCCGGCGGUGCCAGCAGCUUCGGUGGUGGAUCUAGCAGCUUCGGAGGCGGUGCCAGCAGUUUCGGAGGCGGCGGCAGCAGCUUUGGCGGUGGAUCCGUCGGAGGCGGCUUCGGAGGCUUCUCCGGAGGUUCCCAGCAGGCCAUCAUCCAGAAGCACAUCUACGUGCACGUCCCACCACCAGAGCCGGAGGAGGUCCGCGUCCAGCGCCCACUCCAGGUAGCCCCGGCCCAGAAGCACUACAAGAUCAUCUUCAUCAAGGCCCCGUCCGCCCCAGCCUACCAGGCGCCUCAGAUCCCCCUGCAGCCCCAGAACGAAGAGAAGACCCUGGUCUACGUGUUGGUCAAGAAGCCCGACGAACAGCAGGACAUCGUCAUCCCGACGCCAGCCCCAACCCAGCCCAGCAAACCCGAGGUCUACUUCAUCAAGUACAAGACCCAGAAGGAGGGUGGAGCCGGAGGAUUCGCCGGAAGCGUUGGCGGAAGCUUCGGUGCCGAUAUUGGUGGCUCUAUUGGCGGUCAUGACAGCGGCUCCGGGGAUCACAGCGGAGGACACACCGCCACGGCCCCAGCUGCCCAGUACGGACCACCCGGCAAGUCCGGCCCAUACUAAGACACGAACCACCACCACGAACACGAACGGAUCAUUCCGGACUCAUCGAACCGAUUCCGCGGACCACGUAGCUAGUCGAAAAAACACAAAUCAUUGAAACACAUUAACACACACAUCCAAGCGGAGUCAGUCUAGCUCACGCACAAACACCAACACAAAUCACGUUGUUAUUGUUGAACGCUCUUUUGCCGGAGGAGGUUCCGGUUCGUCCGGCGUCCAAGAAUUGCAAGGAGCCGUCGAAUCGGAACGCCCCAGGCCUCUGUUGUACAUAGGAUUUCUACUUCACGAAGCGAAGAAAACAAAUUUUCUUAGGACGUAGGAAUUAUUUUUACAACUUCUUACACUUAUUAUUAUUAUUGUAAUAUGAUUAAUUGUAAUCUUGUUUAAUUGUUCUUAGAAAAGAUAUGCAAAUUAAAACGGUGACAAAUUUUUAGAAAAAAAAA
This is a messenger RNA of Aedes aegypti (yellow fever mosquito), 1459 nucleotides long. RefSeq names its product serine, glycine and glutamine-rich protein (gene TwdlT). Bases 147 to 1016 code for a protein of 289 amino acids. The transcript is spliced from 2 exons. NCBI's taxonomy places the organism in Eukaryota, Metazoa, Arthropoda, Insecta, Diptera, Culicidae. The record is from RefSeq and is a predicted model, not a curated record.